Messenger RNA from Gaeumannomyces tritici R3-111a-1, 1512 nucleotides. RefSeq lists its product as hypothetical. The coding region runs from base 136 to 1110 and encodes 324 amino acids. The record is from RefSeq and is a predicted model, not a curated record. The transcript has 3 exons. Lineage: Eukaryota; Fungi; Ascomycota; Sordariomycetes; Magnaporthales; Magnaporthaceae.
CUCGGACAACCUCUGAAGGAAAGAUUCGCGUCCCGGGAAAUUUGGGCACCUCAAAGGAACUUGGCAGCGACAAAUUAUAUCCUAUUCUUACCUCUUCACAAAAACCUCGACAAUCUCACCUCGUCCCAAAACACAAUGGAGAAUCACGAUAAGCUCGAGCGCUUCGUGCAACUCGUCCUGCUGGACAAUGAGAAGGCCAUGGCAGCGGUCAGGUGCAUUCCGGUCGGAUUCUACCAAAUGUUGGAGGCAGUCGUCGACAAAUAUGACGGAGACGACCAGAACCAUUCCCUCUUAGUCAAGGCGUUAUACUUCGCCGUCGUCCUGCUCUACUGGAGAGGCGACAUGGCUCGAGCCAGCGUCGUCGGCAAACGGCUGGCCCAAUACCCGCAGACCGUGCAAGGAAACGACAAGGCCAUGUACCGCAUCAUCAUGGAAGAUGUCGAGAAGACAUGCUCAAGGAUCGAUGCUCGAGGCAGGCGCCCGACGUCGUGGGGGACGUGGGAAGACGACGUCCCGCGAGGCAUGGACGCAGAAACCUUCAAGAAGUGGCUGUGGAGGGUGGAAGGUCAGAGCAUCGAGAGAGGCCCCCGGGGGCUGAGGCGACGAAAUGUGUUUCCUCCUUACGCCCUUCUCCCGCGACCCCUGCCAGAAAGAUAUAAAGACCUGGGAAGCUUCCGACAGAAUCAGUGUUUUCUUGGAGAAAUCGUCAGUACCUAUGUGCUUGACUGCAGGGUCAUGGAGCUUGUCGACACCCUUGAUAGAGCCGUCUUGCUCUAUUUCGAUACUGACUCGCGCAAGUUCGAGGGGCGCCGUGGCCUCCUCAAACCGGGGCACACCGUGGCGGUGUUGAACGCCGAGAAGCGAGAACUCGGCGAAGGGACGGAUACCAUUCGUCAUCAGCACCCGGAACGGCUGAAGAUCUUCCCAUGGCGCCUUGAGCACCUCAUGGAUGUCAGUGACAUCAUACAAGAGCACACGGUCCUGCCUGGGCGCCGAGGCAAGAGAAAGUGCCAGGGAUGCGGCGCAGAGGGCGACGAGGAAUCGAUGACCAGUUGCGGCGAGUGUCGGUGCGUUUGGUACUGCAAUCGGCCCUGCCAGGACCAUGGCUAGAGGCGAAUGGGCCAUAGGGCCGAUUGCAAGGUGCUACAAGACGCGGACCUCCGCGCGCUGCUGACGCUUGGCCCAUGCGGCCUUCAGCACGCGGGCGAUAUAUCAUUCCCGCUGGCCGAGGCCUUGGGCUCGGCGUGAGACGGGUGGGCAUGUGGAGGGAAAGUCUGCCAAGAAUGCGGGCUCGCUGGGCGGUCGACACGAACGGGGCUAGUUUUUGGAACUUUUUUGGAGCAUGAAACAAGUAUUCGGGGCUGGCCAAGAGAAUGCCAGCACUAUCUGGACAGGUUGUGUGGCUUGGGAAAGCCCCUGCUUCCCAACAACAUCCGGCGAGGAAAGCCGCGCCUAUAUCGGGCAAGGAGGUGUAAGGUAUAUAUACUUGUUAACAAUAUUUUUCGGGCUCGC